Manduca sexta (tobacco hornworm) is the source of this 1175-nucleotide messenger RNA. RefSeq names its product proteasome subunit alpha type-7. The record is from RefSeq and is a predicted model, not a curated record. The transcript is spliced from 4 exons. Bases 236 to 961 code for a protein of 241 amino acids. Gene Ontology annotation, biological process: ubiquitin-dependent protein catabolic process. Gene Ontology annotation, cellular component: nucleus; proteasome core complex, alpha-subunit complex; proteasome core complex. NCBI's taxonomy places the organism in Eukaryota, Metazoa, Arthropoda, Insecta, Lepidoptera, Sphingidae.
GGAAAUCGAUUAACACUAUAAAAAUCCAAUAAGAUUUUGUUCAGAAACUGUUUAGACUUCAGAAGAAAAAAGUUUUAUUUUUCAAAUGAAAACUCUUAGCUAAGUCCUUUGACAAAUAUCAAUUUGUCAUCUUACGUAGUAUUUGUAUUCUCUUUGGUCAAUUCAAUCACUUUUCUUAACUACUAUUUACACACUUUUUGUAAUUUUUAACAAUUUACAAAAUAUUUUAAUAUCAAUGGCUAGAUAUGACCGCGCAAUCACAGUGUUCUCACCAGACGGCCAACUCCUCCAAGUGCAGUACGCCCAGGAAGCCGUCCGCAAGGGAUCCGCCGUGGUCGGCAUACGAGGUCCUGACGUCAUAGUCCUCGCUGUGGAGAGACGGACUGUGCCGAAACUACAGGAGGAGAGGACAGAAAAGAAGAUCGUCGCUUUGGACGAGCACAUGAUCCUCGCGUUUGCUGGGUUGAGAGCUGAUGCUAGAGUUUUGAUUACCAGAGCUCAAACAGAAUGCCAGUCAUACCGCCUGACGGUUGAAGACCCGGCAUCAGUGGAGUACAUAUCACGAUACCUGGCCGAGAUGAAGCAGCAGUUCACACAGUGUAAUGGCCGGAGACCGUUUGGAAUAUCCUGCCUGAUAGGCGGCUUUGACUACGAUGGAAGACCCCAUCUGUUCCAGACUGAACCUUCUGGAAUUUAUUAUGAAUGGAAGGCAACAUCAACAGGCAGGGGAGAAAAAACAACCAGAGAGUUUCUAGAAAAGAAUUACAGCUUGCCCAAAGUUUCGAGCGACAGGGGAGCUGUGACGCUGGCCAUCAAAGCCUUGUUGGAAGUGUGUUCCGGACCUAGAAACUUCGAUGUGGGUAUACUGAAACGAAACAGAUCGUUCAAAUUACUCGAUCAAGACGUUCUGAAACCUAUGAUAGCAGAGAUUAUCAGAGAGAAAGAGAAUGCAGAAAAAUAGUUGUUUUUUAUUAUAUUAUCUAUUUAUUCAGGAAUUCUGUCCCAGUCAACUUUAGGGUGGUGCAGAGUUAGACGGAUUAAUAUUAUGUUAAUUAUUUGCUAUUAUAUUUUAUUUUUAAAUAUACAUUUUAAUUUAUCUUCGGUGUUAUAUUUAUUAGGUAUACCCAUAAGCUAUACAAAUACCUGACAACGUAGGUUUGAACAUGCGACAAUAA